ACGGCCAUUUGUAGCUGCGCUGGAGGCUGCGUUCGGCAGGCGCUGCGAAGACGUGUGCAGGAGUGCGCCCCCCGGACGCUGCAGCCCCUCGCCGCUGCGGUCACCUCGCUUCUCCGCGCCUCGGUUGGGACCCGGCCAGCCCGGGCGCCGCGCUGCCGCCCGGACCGGCCCUCCAGCAGCUCCCGGCGCCCGGGACCCCCGCCCGGCCGCUCGCCCGCAGCCCGCCGGCCGCACAAGUCCCCGGAGCCGGGCCUAGGGCGGGCGGCGGCUCGGCGUGGCCGGGCUGGGCUCGGCGGCGUCCCCAUGGCCGCGGCCGGCUGGCGGGACGGCUCCGGCCAAGAGAAGUACCGGCUCGUGGUGGUCGGCGGGGGCGGCGUGGGCAAGUCGGCGCUCACCAUCCAGUUCAUCCAGUCCUAUUUUGUAACGGAUUAUGAUCCAACCAUUGAGGAUUCCUACACAAAGCAGUGCGUGAUAGAUGACCGGGCAGCCCGGCUAGAUAUUCUGGAUACAGCGGGACAAGAGGAGUUUGGAGCUAUGAGAGAACAGUAUAUGAGAACUGGCGAGGGUUUCUUGUUGGUCUUUUCAGUCACAGAUAGAGGCAGUUUUGAAGAAAUCUAUAAGUUUCAAAGACAGAUUCUCAGAGUAAAGGAUCGUGAUGAGUUUCCAAUGAUUUUAAUUGGUAAUAAAGCAGAUCUGGAUCAUCAGAGACAGGUAACGCAGGAAGAAGGACAGCAAUUAGCACGACAACUUAAGGUAACAUACAUGGAGGCGUCAGCAAAGAUUAGGAUGAAUGUAGAUCAAGCUUUCCAUGAACUUGUCCGGGUUAUAAGAAUUGACCCACAUCCAUCAGUCAGGAGUGAGGAGGGGGUACAUGAGACUUUUUUGUUCCAGAGACUGUUAGACAUUUGAACAUAACAAAAUCUUCUUUAAUCCUCGUAGCAACUGUGAAAGGAAAUUUCAAGAGCAGGAAUGUCCUCCUUCACCAGAACCAACACGGAAAGAAAAAGACAAGAAAGGCUGCCACUGUGUCAUUUUCUAAGAAUCCCUUGAAUUUUAGCUACCAACUGCCAGGAAAAGCCCUCAUCUUCUCCUUCUCUCCUUACAGUUUACAUCAUGUUGGUACCUUUCUAGCCUUAGAUAAAUGAUCACCGUGGUAGCCUUAGACCAAGAAGCUGGCUAAUCCUUUCCAUGAAGCUGAUCCAAUGGUCAGUCAAGACAGAUUUAAAGGAAACACUAAGGCUGCUUCAAAGAUUAUCUGAUUCCUUUAAAAUGGAUAUCUAUAUACACAGACACAUUCUUUUUUUAAGGGCUUACUUUUAAUAGGGAUGGAUCAGUUUUGGAACCUAAGCUGUUUGCCAAGCUGAAGUCAUAGGUUGUGAAAUAACUUUUAACUUCUGGAAUCAUAUUGCCUACUGUUACUCUAAAUAGAAACAUAGGGAGUUUUAAAAAAAUGUGAAUUUUUGCCUAUCUCUAAAAAUUUUGAUGUCAACUUUAGUUAACCUUAAAUACACUGAAUUGAAUCCACAAAAGUGAGACAUCUCAGACCUUUACUGAUGCUAUAGCCUUUUGUUUUCCAGUGGCCAAAAUACCAAAAUGCCUACUGUAUUUAUAGGUUAAAAACUGCGUGUAAAGCCUUUACUAUUAUUCCUAAAGAUAAUAUUCUGUGUGGCCAAAUAUUUGGACUCAUUCUGGACUUAGGCAUUUUAGUGUUCUUGGUUUUUUAAUUUAACUCUUUUCACAGCCAUGUUGAGAGUAAAAAUAAAUAAUUUCUGUCUGUCUUCCUUUUCAAGUAUUUCUGGAUAAGGGAUUCAAAAAAACUAAAACUGUUUUUGUUUGUAAUAUAAAAUAUGGAAUUGAUCUUUCCAGGGUCAGAGAUGAUUAAUGUUUUGCUAUAUACUUUUAUACAUUAUUUUCUUAUCAAACUAGUUAACAAGUAUUUUUAUAUGUUUGUAAGCAAAUAUGCUUUUACAGCAUACCUUGUGUAUAUGUAAAGAUAAGUAUUUAAUUCUCACUUCACUUUUAGCUGACAAAGGAAAAAAAGUGAAAACUACAGAAACUGUGGUAGAACCUUACAUGCUGUUCUGGUCCUGGUUGUACCCACCUUUGGCCAGUCACAUAGCUACUCGAGAAACCUUCCCAAUAGAGUACAACAGGAUGAGAAUCUGAAAUCACUUCCGAUAUCCCCUACUAGAUAUUGACUGCUAUAUCAAGUAGUAAAUGGUAAAACUUUUAAUUGACAAUUAGUAUAACUGUGGGUGACUUCUGAUUUUGUUUUUAAUUCUGUGGAUUGUGUUUAAACAAUUCAAAAGUAUGUUCCUGAUUUUGAGAUACUAAGUGGUAUUGCACAGUUGUCACUUUAUUGAAUGUGUACAACAGUUCCAUGAAGAUUAUAAAGCAUACCCUUGUAUAGCUUCAGGUGCUAGAAUUAAAAUCGAUCUGU
Lagenorhynchus albirostris (white-beaked dolphin) is the source of this 2440-nucleotide messenger RNA. RefSeq names its product RAS related 2 (gene RRAS2). The record is from RefSeq and is a predicted model, not a curated record. Gene Ontology annotation, molecular function: GDP binding; GTP binding; GTPase activity. Bases 304 to 909 code for a protein of 201 amino acids. NCBI's taxonomy places the organism in Eukaryota, Metazoa, Chordata, Mammalia, Artiodactyla, Delphinidae. Gene Ontology annotation, cellular component: plasma membrane. Gene Ontology annotation, biological process: signal transduction. The transcript is spliced from 7 exons.